ACUUUCUUAGCCACUAUAUCCUCAACCCCACCACCCUCUUUUCACAUCUCUCUCUCUCUCUUUCUGUUUGCAAAGUCUUUAGCUCUAAACCUCUUCACAGGCAGAGAGAGAGACCAGAGAAGCCAUGGAAAGGCUUCUAUACUCUUCAUCUCCAACCCCUUUCAAGCUGAUCUUAAAACCCUGCCCAUUUGUCCCUCGACUCGCUCGAGUUGACUCGGCAAGACUCGCCUUUUCACCACUAACUCGGGCCGAGUCGAGGCGAGUUGGCUCGUUCUCUUGCAAAAACGAAAACCCAUCUCCCUUUUCUGCUUGUUCAUCGUCUCCAUUGGAUAAUUUACAUGCUCUGCCUUCUUCUCCGGUCGGGUCGCCAAAUGGGCCGGUGCCAAAACCCAAUUUGCUUAAACAGAUCGCAGUUGGGGCAUCUGAGAAACGAAAGGCAAUCACUGCUGGUACGUGUAUGGCACUCUCUGCUCUCAUUAUGAUCUUACUCCAGCCAGUUUUUGCGCCAGCAGCUUUUGCAACCUUCCAAAGCGCAGCUAAGGCAGGGGGUCCUGCAGCUGCUGCAGUUGGGCAAAGACUGAUCCAGACUGAAUUACUAAGUAGUGCUUGGACCGGCUUCUUUGCUGGUUGCUUACACACACUAUCAGGACCUGACCACCUUGCUGCUUUAGCUCCACUCUCUAUUGGUCGUACCCGAAUGGAAAGUGCUGCUGUUGGAGCCCUUUGGGGGUGUGGCCAUGAUGCUGGUCAGGUUAUUUUUGGCUUACUAUUUCUACUGCUAAAGGAUCAGCUCCACAUUGAAGUUCUCCGAAUUUGGGGCACAAGAGUUGUGGGCAUUACCUUACUUGUUAUUGGUGCUAUGGGCAUUAGGGAGGCUUCAGAAGUCCCUACUCCAUGUGUUGCCUUAGAAAAUGGUGAGUGUGAUGUUAAUGUUUAUGAAGCUCUCGACAACCCAGCAGUUGGGAAGAAGAAAGUCGGUUUUGCAACUUUUGCCACAGGGAUCAUCCAUGGGCUCCAACCAGAUGCAUUGAUGAUGGUCUUGCCAGCUCUUGCUUUGCCUUCCCGCUUAGCUGGAGCUCUAUUUCUAGUUAUGUUCUUGGUUGGUACUGUGGUUGCAAUGGGAAGCUAUACAGUCUUUAUUGGCUCAUGUAGUCAAGCAUUAAAGGAUAGGAUACCAAGAAUAACUGAAAAACUCACAUGGGCUGCUUCCCUUGUCGCAAUUGUUCUUGGAUUUGCCAUUAUCAUUAGCCAGUUUUUCGGGUAUAGCCUAUACUAAUAAACCUACCAACUUUGGAGAUUCAACAUUUUGCCUCCUUAAUGUUAGAAAAAGAGCUCAGAAAGGAUCAUUCAAUUUGUUUCAGGAAAAGUACGUCUGCACAGCUUCUUUGCCUCUCAGAAUCAGCCUCUUAAUAUUAUCUUCUUUUGCUUUUGAAGGUUUUUUCUUUGUAUGAAGGUUGAAACUUUUAACAUACAAGGGAAACUAGUGAGUUUGAGAACUUUUACGUAAUUCUUUUAUGGUAGAUUUCAGAUUGUUUUAACAACAUGGUUUUGAAAAUGUCUAAUGCUUGUGUUGUCUCA
Quercus lobata is the source of this 1578-nucleotide messenger RNA. RefSeq lists its product as uncharacterized. The record is from RefSeq and is a predicted model, not a curated record. NCBI's taxonomy places the organism in Eukaryota, Viridiplantae, Streptophyta, Magnoliopsida, Fagales, Fagaceae. The coding region runs from base 125 to 1276 and encodes 383 amino acids. The transcript is spliced from 2 exons.